Molecule: messenger RNA, 5366 nt
Organism: Pleuronectes platessa (European plaice)
Lineage: Eukaryota; Metazoa; Chordata; Actinopteri; Pleuronectiformes; Pleuronectidae
Product: F-BAR and double SH3 domains protein 2
Exons: 20
Coding region: 254-2533 (759 amino acids)
Biological process (GO): neuromuscular synaptic transmission; regulation of actin filament polymerization
Cellular component (GO): recycling endosome; neuromuscular junction
Molecular function (GO): protein binding
Source: RefSeq, a predicted model, not a curated record
CUUUUACUCUGGUGACCGGAUGUGCGUUGUGUUGCCGUGCCGGGCUUGACUUCUGUGUUUUCUGUUCCCCGGGGCCACAAUGUUUUCAACGGGACUGAACUUACUCCUCUGCGGACUCUCCAUGGCCGCUUGAUCCGGCCCCGACCGCCGUGUCUCCGCGCUAACGCUUCCUCCUACGGACCUCCACGCAAACUUUUUCCAUCCCCCAGACAAACUCUCGUUCUCCGGGUGGGUUUUAUGUCAAGGACCGAGGAUGCAGCCCCCACCGAGAAAGGUCCGGGUCACCCAGGAGCUGAAGCACACUCAUGCAGAGCAGAUGAGCAGAUUACAGAUCAAACAUCAGGCAGAAUGUGACCUCCUGGAAGACCUGAGGACUUUCAGCCAAAAGAGGGCAGCUGUAGAGAGAGACUACGCCCAGGCGCUGCAGAAACUGGCAAAUCAGUAUCUGAAGAGGGAAUGGCCCGACAGUCUGAUCGGGGAACAAGAUGACCACAGGAACAUGUAUUGUGUGUGGAGGGCCUAUCUGGAGGGCACAGUGCAGGUCACCCAGUCCAGAAUCAGCACCUGUGACAACUACAAAGUCCAGGUGACCGAUCCGGCCAAGACGGCCAGACUGCAGAAGGAGCAGCAGCUGAGGAAGUGCAUUGAGCAGCUGACGGUGGUCCAAGCCGAGCUGCAGGAUUCCGUGAAGGAGCUGACGAAGAGCAGGAAGAAAUACCAGGAGAACGAGACGAUGGCACAGGCUGUGAGAGAGAAGGCAGAGCAGGACGCCAAGUCCAAGUUAAGUCUUUUCCAGUCCAGGUCCAGUCUGCAGAGAGCGAGCGUUAAGCUCAAAGCCAAGAGGAGUGAGUGCAACUCCAAAGCCACCCACGCCAGGAACGACUACCUUCUCACUCUAGCAGCCGCUAAUGUUCACCAGCAGCGCUACUACGACACAGACCUCAUGGACUGCAUCAAGGUGUUAGACGGCAGAAUAUAUGAGCAGGUCAAAGAUUACCUGGUGUCACUGUCUCAGACGGAGCUGGAAACCUACCAGGCGGUCCACAACACCUUCAACCAGAUCCUGAGCAGCUCUAAUGGGGUUGUCCAGGAGUUUCACCAGCAGCUGUUUGCAGAGAAGAACCCGAUGUUUCAAAAGGCUCCGGACUUCUUGUUCCAGCCCAGCGACACAGACACCGUGAUGCAGCUACAGAAAGAGAGCGGGACGUCGGAGGAGCACGGCCUGGAUAAGGAGGCGAGGAAAUGGGCGAGCCGCGUGGCCCGAGAGUACAAGAGCAUCAUCCACACACAGCGGGCUCUGGAGGAAUAUGGGACGCAGGAGUCAUCAGAGCAGAACAACAGUGACAUGGAAACAAAGAUGGAGGUGGCCAGACAGAGUCUUCGGAGGGCAGAGACGGUGAAGGUGAAGGCAGAGGCUCGUCUGGACCUGCUGCGACAGGCGGGAGUCACUGUGGAGACGUGGCUGAAGAGCGCGAUGAACCAGGUCAUGGAGGAGCUGGAGAACGAACGCUGGAACAACCUCAACACCCACGAUCCCGCGCUCUCUGGGACAGGAGAUCUGGAGCCCGAGGAUGAGGAGGAGAUGGAGGACAGCAGUGAGGUGUUGGACGACAGCAGCUCCAGUCCGUCCAGCACCUUGAAAAACUAUCCCCUCACCUGCAAAGUGCUCUACUCCUACAAGUCGUCUCAGCCGGAUGAACUGACCAUUGAAGAGCAGGAGAUCUUGGAGGUCAUUGAUGACGGCGACAUGGAGGAUUGGGUCAAAGCCAGAAACCGCAGCGGACAGGUCGGCUACGUCCCGGAGAAAUACCUGCAGCUCCCCUCCUCUAACAGCCUGCUGAGCAUGCUGCAGUCUCUGGCUGCGCUGGACGCCAGAUCCCACUCCUCCAGCAACUCCACCGAACCGGAGACCGAGCUACCGACCGGCUCCGUCAACGGAGACUCCAGCGUGUCCUUUGCGAAGGCCUUGUACGACUACGCGGGACAGACGGAAGACGAGCUGUCGUUUCCGGAAGGCGCCAUCAUCCGCAUCCUGAGCAGAGAGACGCACGAGGACGACGGCUUCUGGGAGGGAGAGUUUAACGGGGUCGUCGGCGUCUUCCCGGCCGUUCUGGUGGAGGAACUCACCGCCGCCAGCGAGAAUGGAGACGGGAAAGGAGACGGCAGCGCGCAGGCCUCCCCCUCCACUCUACCGCUGGGUGAGCGCUCCCCUCGCAGUCCCUUCCAGCCGGGGCCCCUCCACAGCAGCCCCCUCCAGACGCCCACCACGCCCUCCCCUCUCGCCAGCCCCAGCAGCGCUACCGCCUCUCCCAUUGGCCGCCCCCCCGCCUAUCACAACGGACAUCACAGGCCGCCGCCAGCGCCGCACAAAAGCCCCUUGCAAAGUCCAGCUCAAGGUUCCCCUCAACCCCCCAAAUACCCCGAGAGCGGAUCAGGCACCAUUCGACCUGUCCGUGCGGCUCCUCCCCCCCCGAAGCAGCAUCCCCGUGGGCAGGUGAAGCGGAGGGAGGACGUGGAGAUCACGCUGGUGUGAAGACGUCACCCCGGCGGUGGCGGCGGCGGCAGCAGUGACGUCUUUGUCCAGACAAGGGACCAGCGGCUCUGUGCCUCUCAACACACUCCCAAAGGAAACUUAAACCUUCUCUGAAGACGCCCCCUGUAGGCGGGGAGAGGCCCUCCACUCUGUCCUCACAGGGUCAGUGAGCUGUGGAGGAGUAUCGUGCCUUUCUUUUCUAAAUUUCUUCUCCUCUUCGGUUUCUCAUUUCUCCUUCAUCACCCGGGACUUGUCUCAUAUUUGAUGAGACGGAUAAAUAAGAACAAUUUUAUAAUUUGAUUUAGAAAUUACACAGGUUCUUAUCUUCUACAAAGACACAAAUCAUUUUCAGAUUUUCAGUGAUAAUUUGCAGAUAAUGUUACUUAAUGUGAGGAAAUCUAUGCAGAAAGAAAACUACGGUAAAACGUAUUAUUGUAAGAAAGUAAUAUGAAUGGAUUUGGACGGUUUCAGAAUGGUUUUUGUGAACGUCUCUCGCCGAGCGGCAGAACAGACGGUUGAUGCCACUGAGAUGUCGUGAGUUAGACAUUAGUUUGAUGAUUUAUCUUCAAACCAGCAUUUAAACAACUGAACUCACUGUGACUCACAGAUGUGUUCAGAUGUUUGAGGGAACAAAGAGUUCAAGAGCCCCAAAAAAACGAUUCAUAGGAAAUGUUAUAUUAUAAUAUAAAUUGCUGCUCCACAAAUAAACUAAAAUAGUUUUUUACUUAAAGUUAUGAGACAAGAGUCGAUGGGACGAACACAUCGGUUGGAUCUUGUUCUUUUACUAACUGAGCUGAGCAGCUUUCAACAAAGAGAUUCGGGACGUCAGUGGCUGAUUUGUUAGAAAUUGAAUCUGUGUUGAAUUAAUUCAGGAUAAAGUUUUAACACAACUCGAUGGUGUCUGGGAAAGAUGCUGCGUUUCAUUACUCUGAAGCCUGAGCGCUGUGUCGCUUCAAUUUAACACAAGAUUGUUGUGAUGACAUUUUUUAAUAAUGCGUAAAAAAUCGUCUCUGUGAGAAUUUCCAUCUAUCGUGCCGUGUUUUUUAGGGUCCGGUUUCUCAUGGUCUCACUUGUGCCUUAACGAGGCCGCCUCCUGCACUGUUUUAACGUGCAGCUGUUUUUGAUCAGAAUCCUCUAACGUUCACUCGCUGGUCUCAACCAGGACCCACAGAUCAACAUGGCUCUGUGCAGCCGGUCCUCAGGAGGAGUUCCUUCUUCAAGAUCAACCAUAAAACCAAACAUCCAAUCGAGGAAUUUAUAAUUAACACGGCCUCGCUAACCGUUCCCCCCUGUUUCCAGUCUUUAUGCUAAGCUAAGCUAAUCGCCCCCUGGCUGCAGCUUCAUAUUUAACAGACUAACAUGAGAGUGGCAUCGAUCUUCUCGUCUAACUCUUGGUAAGAAAAUAAAUAAAUUACAUAUUUUAUAAUAACGAGGUCUGUAUAAAAAUUAUAAGGAAAUCAUAUUAUUAUUAAUAAUAAUAAUAUUGUAAUGAUUUCAGACAUCUCACAGGCGGUUUCUCUCUUAUUUCCACGAUCUGAUCUCAUCACAAUUGGAUGAUUAUUGAUUCUAUGCAACAGAGUUGAUAUCUGGGCCAGACGGCAGCAUGUUGUGAACGUGCAGCUUCAACACAAACCAAACGUCCGGUCGUCUCCACACUCAAAACACGCCAGCGGCGGCGAGGCUGGUCCUCCCCUCCGACUCGUGAGCUGGGACCGCACACGGUUACACAAACAAGGGAAAAGUGGCAAUUUUUGUUGAGCGAUAGGAAAGUCUUGAUCGAGAAUAAUAGACCCUUUUUGCAUUUAAAUUUGUAGAACUCUGUUUGUUGUUAGUUUUCUUUGCACCAACCUGCUCAGAGACGCCUGAAGGGAGACGUUGUGCGAACAUACACAGUCUAACUUUGUUUUUUGUUUUUUUUCCUCUUGUGUUGUUGGGAUGUUGGCAACUCUAACGUUUCCAGUAAUGUUUGACUGGUGGUCGGUGGAGGAGCAGUGACAGUUAACACUGAGGUAAUGUGCAGUUUGAACUCGCCUUUAUUUUGGAAGGAGGAAACCAUCCUGAGCUGCUAGCUAGUCCAAUUUAAAAAGAAUCUAUACUGUCAUAGUGAAGCACUUUCUGACGUCUUCUUAUUCCUUUUCAGUAUUGUGGAUGCUACGUUGUUUGUCCGAUAUUUCUCGUUUGACGUUUUGUUUACCAGCUAUAUUGGUAUGAAUACUUUUUCCUUUAUCGGCUCUUGUUAUUUAGCCUUAAAUAGCCAGUGUAGUGUCUUUGAUUGAGGUUGAGAUGUGACCUUUAUGAACGUAUUGUUUCUUUGAGAUAUUAAUAGUUUACAGAGAGCUUGGAGAUGGAUAUCUGAACAAAUAAUAGCACAGCUUUUGUUUGUUGUUUCUUUGUUUCUUUUAAUUUUGUUUUUAUUUUUUUAGAUGUAGGCUAAAGACUUAUUAAACCGCAGUCGGAUUCGAUCAGAGGAAAAGAGAGAUAUCUGUCAGCCACGUUGCUGUGUUCUCGUUGAUCUCCUUGAGAUCUGAAUGACAUCAAACUUAUUUUUGAAGUUUGCAUUUACCCUGUUGUAUUAACAAAUGAAUAUUCUAAAAGUUAAAAAAAAGAAAAGAUCUCUUUUUCCCAACAGAGACGUUGUUUUUGUUUGUUAACUUGCUACUGGUCCUGAUUCCACGUUAAGUCUGAAUCAGAAAUGUCAGCGUCAAACUGCCCUGGUUUUACAAUGUAAGCUCUGCAGAGGCUGUCGAGUGUCAUAUUUACACACCAGUGGAUGUUUAACUGUAUUUAUUGUGUACAAAUAAAUGUGAAAUAAAGAUAGCUUACAUGAAAGAAA